CACUACUACUUCCCAAAGCCAAAGCUUUUCGUCAGUUGUAAAAGUCGAAUUUUUCAUUUUUUCUUCCAAACUAUGGAAACGCAUUCAAAGAGCAGCUCGAUUCUGCCAAUGGCGUCGGCUGAUCCUCCGGCGCAAGAGGAAGGCAAGUUCUUCAAAGGAUCCGCCAUGACUAGGAGGGGCGCUUAUGCCGCCAUCUUUUACAUGACUUGUGCUGUGCUCUUGGUGAUGUUCAAUAAGGCUGCUCUUUCUUCAUACAAUUUCCCAUGCGCCAACGUCAUCACUCUUUGUCAGAUGAUAAGUUCAUGCAGUUUUCUUUAUGUACUGCGACGCCUAAAGCUCAUUUCAUUUAGUACAAAUGAAUCAUUAGCCCUGAAUGAUAGUUCGAAGAUGUUGGUAUCAGUAAAGACAUUGAUCAACACUUCACCGCUCUCUCUAACCUAUUUGCUUUACAUGCUAGCCUCUAUGGAGUCGGUUCGGGGUGUAAAUGUACCUAUGUACACAACCUUAAGGAGAACGACAGUUGUAUUUACUAUGAUACUCGAGUAUGUCCUCGUGAGGCAAAGGUACACGCGUCCUAUUCUUGGAAGUGUGGCAUUAAUUGUGUUAGGUGCUUUUAUUGCGGGAGUCCGGGACUUGUCAUUUGACUCCUACAGCUAUCUGGUUGUUUUUGUAUCUAACAUCUCCACCGCAGUAUACCUCACAACCAUAGCUCGCAUUGGCAAAUCUAGUGGGCUCAGUAGCUUUGGUCUAAUGUGGUGCAACGGAAUAUUUUGCGGUCCCAUUUUACUGAUCUCAACCAUUUUCCGAGGUGACUUGGAGAGGAUCAAGAAUUUUCCAUAUUUGACAUCUCCCGGUUUCCUGGUGGUAUUGCUUUUGUCCUGCAUCCUGGCUUUUUUCCUGAAUUAUAGUAUAUUCCUCAACACAACUCUGAAUUCCGCACUCACACAGACAAUAUGUGGAAAUCUGAAGGACUUUUUCACGGUUGCACUCGGAUGGAUAAUUUUCGGUGGGCUGCCGUUUGAUUUAUUGAAUGUCACCGGGCAACUCAUCGGCUUCAUUGGCUCAGCGAUGUAUGCCUACUAUAAGCUUAUCGGAAAAUGACCAGAUUUUGUUAAUCCGACAGUCAAUUGAUGUGAUUGCCUGAAGAGUCUGAGGUGUUUUUUAUAUGCGGUGAUGGGAAGUCCAUUAAGUUAUUAGGUUCCAGAAUCAGAAUGCAGUGUGAUAGCUGCUUCAAUUAGCAACUCUUUACCAUUUACUUGAGACUGACUUCAUUUGCUCUUUAGUUAAAAAAAUCAAAAUUUUGAGACUAUACACCAACACUCCAUGGCAUAGCAGAAAUUU
Sesamum indicum (sesame) is the source of this 1341-nucleotide messenger RNA. RefSeq names its product UDP-N-acetylglucosamine transporter UGNT1. The record is from RefSeq and is a predicted model, not a curated record. NCBI's taxonomy places the organism in Eukaryota, Viridiplantae, Streptophyta, Magnoliopsida, Lamiales, Pedaliaceae.